Pyrus x bretschneideri (Chinese white pear) is the source of this 1827-nucleotide messenger RNA. RefSeq lists its product as uncharacterized. The coding region runs from base 122 to 1432 and encodes 436 amino acids. Lineage: Eukaryota; Viridiplantae; Streptophyta; Magnoliopsida; Rosales; Rosaceae. Gene Ontology annotation, cellular component: chloroplast thylakoid membrane; chloroplast envelope. The transcript has 6 exons. The record is from RefSeq and is a predicted model, not a curated record.
ACUCACUAAUUUCGGCAUUAUCUUAUCAGUACCUCCUGCUGCUGCUUGUCCACUUCGCUCUGCUGCAAAGCGCACAGACGCACUCAGCAGCACAAAGCAGUAGCAGCAGCGAAGCUACACUAUGAGCAAUUUCAUGGGAUUGGAGCUCUCAGCCUCCAUAACCAAACCCUCCACCUUCUUCUUCGACGCCAUUAAUUUCUUCCCAAUCACUGAAAAUGUCUCCCCAGCAACCCUUCCAAUCCCUUCCAUGUCCUCUGCCUCUCCUUUCCCUCCUCCCAAACACCGCCUUCAGUCCAAGCACAGAAGAAAGGCAGGAGUAACUCAAUCAAUCUACACUACCCGUACUCAAGCAAGUAACAUAGCCAGUGCCCAAGUGGCAGAGCAAGUAGAUGUUGAAGUUGCUGAGGGUUACACCAUGACUCAAUUUUGUGAUAAGGUUAUUGAUAUCUUCAUGAAUGAGAAACCCAGGACAAAGGAUUGGAGGAAGUUUUUGGUGUUUAGGGAGGACUGGAAGAAGUAUAGGGAAAAUUUUUACAACCGGUGUAGGACGCGAGCAGAUACGGAGGUUGAUCCAACAAUGAAGGAAAAGUUUACCUCUUUGGGAAGAAAGGUGAAGAAGAUUGAUGAUGAAAUGGAAAGGCACAAUGAACUUCUCAAUGAGAUACAAGACAAUCCAACUGACGUUAAUGCAAUAGUUGCACGGAGACGUGAAGACUUCACAGAGGAAUUCUUUCGCCACCUUAACCUACUUUCGGAAAUUUAUGAUAGUUUGGAGGAUCGUGAUGCAAUGGCCCGGCUGGGGGCUAGGUGUUUAUCUGCUGUCAGUGCUUAUGAUAACACACUGGAAUACGUGGAGACAUUAGAUACUGCACAGGCCAAAUUUGAUGACAUCCUAAAUUCUCCUUCCAUGGAUGUAGCAUGUGAGAAGAUUAAAAGCCUUGCCAAGGCUAAGGAGCUUGAUUCUUCAUUAGUAUUGUUGAUAAACAGUGCUUGGGCUUCAGCAAAGGAGUCCACAACUAUGAAAAACGAGGUCAAAGAUGUAAUGUAUCAUUUGUACAAAGCCACAAAAAGCAGCCUUCGGAGCAUUGCACCAAAAGAAAUAAAGCUACUCAAGCAUUUGCUGAACAUCACAGAUCCCGAAGAGCGAUUCUCGGCAUUGGCAACAGCUUUCUCCCCUGGAGAUGGACCUGAAGCCAAGGACCCCAAAGCUGUAUACACUACUCCGAAAGAGCUUCACAAGUGGAUUAAGAUCAUGCUUGAUGCGUAUCAUCUAAAUGCGGAAGAAACCGACAUUAGAGAAGCCAAGCAGAUGACUCAGCCUGUGGUUAUACAAAGGCUGUUCAUCCUCAAGGAAACUAUCGAACAGGAAUAUUUGGAACGAAGCACGGAGCAGGAGUCUCAAGCAGAGGGUGCUAAACCAGAGGAGUUCUAAAGUACCACCCAUAUUCAUUAAUAGCUUUAUUCUGGACGUCAUCUUCUUGUUGGAGAAGAAUCUUAGUUAUUGAUGUACAUCUGGUGGAGUAGAUCGAGAAUCGGAUUGGAAUGCGCAAAUAUGACGGCAAAGUCCAAGCAUUGCAGAAUUGAACUCUGGUGUCCGAUAUGAGCCCGUGGCCGGCCGUUUUGCAGAGAACGUGUGACGGACUAGACUCAGUGCUUCACCCUGACAUAUAGGCAAUUGUAGCCGCAUUCUAAUGUUUACUAGACCAAAACAGUGUUGUAAAUUUUGAAGAUCUUUUCGAUAUUUUGGUUGGUAUUAAGAUUCUUAGCAAGCCAAGAGCUGUGUACUAUAUUUCAUAUUAUUCAAUGAACAACUUUGAAGUUUUCUUA